GACGCUGCAUUUGUGGUACGAUAUCAGAUUCCACUGGAAUAAUCGCAGCGUUACAAUCGUCUACAAGAUUUCUAACUUGUUCCAAUGUUCCCUGUGAUAACGAUAAAAUUUUAUUGAUCCCUUUCUUUAUCCUAACAAUCGCCUGUUUAUUAUUAUGCAACCCCCGUCAAACGCUGAAAACUGGUAAUUCUGGUUUUUACGCCUUCUCGCAACCGACGUUGUAUUUCAUCAGAACAACGGGGAUUGGUGGAUUACGGAGGCCGUGGCUGGUGCGUUCAACCGCCAUGUGAUUUCCGCUCUUUUCGCUUGAUUUCUAAUCCGCGAUGUUGGACACCGAGACCUGCUCCAGCGGGGGGUCCCCCGCGGCCCCCUGGACGCGGGAGGGGAGCUGUUCCGCGGACGGGGCGGGCAGCUGGCUGACGAGCUGUUCCGGAGUGUGGUGUGUUUUUGUUUACGUGCCGCUGCUGAUCCUGACGGGAUGGGUUAUGUGGUGGGUGGCCCGCGGGAUGACGAUCCUCUGGAUCAGGAUCCGCGGGAAGGUGUCACUGGGGCUGAAGAACGAUCCGGCGGAGGAGCCGCCUGUCAGUGGACCCAGUAAGGAGGAGGCGCGGGAAGGACGGCGGGAGGCCCGGGUGGCGGGCGGCAGCGGCGGGAUGGGGAAGAAGUUCCCGAAAAAGGAGAAGGUCCGCUUUUACUACAAUAAAGUCCUGCAUCGCGUCAACUCAUGGCGCUACGCGGAUUCCCCGGGCGGCAAGCAGCGUCUCAAGACCCGCCAGAUUGUCCGCAAAUUCGCCGACAACCUGCUGAACCGCGUCAAACUGAAGGGCCGCUUCCGGCGCCGCGGCAGCGAGUCCAGCGCCCCGCGGCUGCUGCAGAAGGAGCUGCCGGCUUCGUACUUGGAGGAGCAGGCUGGCGCGGUGAGCGGGCGUCUGAACGCGGCGCUCCCCUCCGAAGUGCUGUCGAUGAUGCGGGCCAUCCGCGUGUUCGGCCAUCUGGACGAGGCCGUCUUCCUGGAGUUGUGCCAGCAGAUGGCCUCGGUCACCAUCGAGCCGGGUGAUUUCCUCUUCCGCCCCGGCGAUCCCGACGACUGCGUGUACAUGGUGCAGCGCGGACGACUGCUGGUCUUCAUCUACGACCAGGACACCAAACGAGAAUUGCCGCUGAAGGAGGUCAAAACCGGGGAAAGUAUUGCCAGCAUGUUGAGUAUCCUGGACGUGCUGUCCGGGCACCAGCACCCCUUCAAGACGGUGACGUGUCGCGCGAUAGAAGAGAGCCUGGUGAUCCGCAUGCCGGUGACGGCGUUCGGCGGCGUGCUGGAGCGCAGUCCCGAGUCGUUGGUGCGCGUCGUGCAGCUGAUUAUGACGCGGCUGCAGCGCGUCACCUUCUCCGCGCUGCGCGAUUAUUUGGGCUUGACCCACGAACUGAUGAAGUCCGACAAGCACGGCGGACUGACGCCGCUGGAGCCGGUACCGGCGGUACGCAAUACCCCCGGAAACCUCGCUAACCAAGCGCAUAUGACGCCUGCGCACGGUGUGCACGCGCAGAGCGUGGACGAGACGGGCAAGCACUUCCGCUCGCAGUCCAUCGUCACGCUGCCCUGGAAGGUGUCCGUGCCGGUGCCCCUCUCCCCGCCGGCGACGACGGACGGCGCCGCCCCGCCCCCCUGGGCCUUCACCAGCGGCCGCCCACCGCUGCCGGUGCGCAGUCUGGACGACGAUUUCGCCCGCAAGCCUGAACGCGCUAACGUGGAGGGGGAAGUGGGCGACCGGUUGCAGUACUCGCUGAGCAUCAAGGAGCCGGACAAGAUGACGCCCUCCCGCCGGCCGUUGGGCCGCUCCGUCUCCGUGGUGGAGGAGGCCCAUUUACCGGAAGACGACGACUUCGAGCGGGCCCGGCGGGAUUUAGUGGAGCUGUUGGGCCUGAAGAGCGUCGCCGUGUUGGAGGACCGCAUGGUGUACAAACGCGUCCCCUCGGGCAUGUAUCUAGUCCAUGAAUUCGACCAGGACAGCAGUCUGUACUACAUCGUCUCCGGCUGUCUCAGUGUCUCGCAGAAAUCAUUGGACCGCACCGAUAAGAACGCGCAUCUCUUCGUGGCGGUCAAGGGGGAACUGGUCGGCACGUUGGCCGUGUUGACGGGAGAGCCGAGUAUGUUUAAUAUCCGCGCCAAGACCGUCUCCCGAAUUCUCAUGAUAACCAGAGCGGAUUAUUUUGAGUUGCUGCGCGAGUAUCCGCAGAUCGCGUUAAGCACCGCGCACAGUUUCGUCAAGCGCAUGACACCGUUCGUGCGGCAAAUCGACUUUGCCCUGGACUGGGAACAGGUGGAAUCGGGUCACGCCAUCUUCCGGCAGAACGACGAAGCGGACUGCGUGUACGUCAUUCUGAACGGGCGGAUGCGCGCCGUCGUCCGCAAGACGGACGGCAGCAAGGAGGCCACCGGGGAGUACGCCCGCGGGGAUCUCGUCGGCCUGACGGAGGUGUCGGUGCACAAGCCGCGCAUGACCACCGUCAUCGCCGUCCGCGACUCGGAGAUCGCCAAGAUCCCCACCCACGUGUUGGAGUACAUCAAACUCAAGUAUCCCAAGGUGGUCACGCGGCUGAUUCACAUCCUGGGCGACCGCGUCUUCCACCAGAUGCAGAGUAGAUUAGCCGGCGCCCCCGUCGCCACGGUGACCGCCACCGGGGAUCCGGCCAUGGCGCCCUCCAACCUCACCACCGUAGCGGUGUUGGCGGUGAACGGGGAUGUGCCGCUGGACGCCUUCUGUCUGGAGCUGGACUGGUCGCUGCAGCAGCUGGGCACGACGCUGCGCCUGACCAGCCGCUUCGUGGAGCAGCUGCUGGGGGCGGCUGCCCUGGAGCCCGUCAAUGAAUACCGGUUGGCGACGUGGCUGGGCAUCCAGGAGGACUCGCACCGCAUGGUGCUUUUCCAGUGCGACGAGAGCAUGACCACCUGGACGCGCCAGAGUCUCCGCCAGGCCGACUGUAUCCUCAUCGUCGCCAACGGCGACAAACAGCCAACGAUUGGCAAUUUGGAGAAGCAGCUGGAUGUGAUGGAUCUGCGCGCCGAGAAGCGGCUGGUCCUGUUGCACCGGCCGGACGCGGUCAUCCCGAAGAACACCGCCGACUGGCUGAAUAUUCGCGGUUGGCUGUCGGCGCAUCAUCACAUUAAAUGUCCGAAACGCCUGUUCCUCCGGAAGCCGGCGACGUGGUUCGAGGAAUACUACGAGCAGAAGCGCACGGCUAUUCCGGACAAAUUCUCGGAUUUUUCGCGCUUAGCGCGCAUUCUCAUGGGCAAAUCCAUUGGAUUGGUCUUGGGCGGGGGCGGGGCCAGGGGCGCUGCCCAUGUCGGCGUUAUUCGCGCCAUGCUGGAGGCCGGGGUGCCCAUCGACAUGGUCGGCGGCACCAGUAUCGGGUCGUUUAUGGGAGCGUUGUGGUGCGAAGAGCGCAAUCUGACCCGCUUCGUGCAGCGCGCCCGCGCCUGGUCGAUGGGGAUGAUGUCGCUGUGGAAGCGCAUCAUCGACCUGACCUACCCCUACACCAGCAUGUUCAAGGGCACCACCUUCAACGAGGCCAUCGAGGCGACGUUCAAGGACCGCCAGAUCGAGGAUUUAUGGAUUCCGUAUUUUAAUAUAACCACUGACAUCACGGCGUCCGCCAUGCGGGUGCACAAAGCCGGCAGUUUGUGGCGCUAUGUCCGCGCCAGUAUGUCGUUGUCGGGCUAUCUGCCGCCGCUGUGUGAUCCGGAGGACGGGCAUCUGCUGCUGGAUGGCGGUUAUGUGAAUAAUCUCCCCGCUGAUGUCAUGCAACAGCAGGGUGUGAAUUAUAUUGUGGCGGUGGAUGUGGGGAGUCAGGACGAUCAUAACCUGACGAACUACGGCGACGAACUGUCCGGUUGGUGGCUGCUGUGGAAGAAGCUGAACCCCUUCGCCACGCCGGUGCGCGUGCCCAACAUGGCCGAAGUGCAGACGCGGCUGGCCUUCGUCAGCUGUGUCCGCACGCUGGAAAUGGUCAAGAAGUCCGACUACUGCGUCUACGUCCGGCCGCCCAUCGAGAGCUUCAAGACCCUCGAGUUCAACAAAUUCGAUCUCAUCGCCUCAUUGGGUUACGAUUAUGGGCGGAAUUUCUUCGGGGAAGACAAGAUCCGCUUAAAAGUGGAGGAGCUCUUCACCCGUGAAGUCCGGCGCUGUGCCGGCGUGGGCACGGUGCACUCGGUGAAGGAGACGGCGGAGCACGCGGCGGCCGGCGCCCUCCCCGGCUUCCAGUACAGCUUCACGGACCUCGCGCAGAUCGUCUCCCAGAUGAAGAGCAGCACGGCGUCUCUAAGCGAGAGCGGGGAGAUGUCCUCCUCCAGCAAGGAGGAGGACGAGGAACUCGACGAAGUGGACGCGGAGGACGCCGCGGCAGAGGAUACCGAGGAGGCCGAGGAACGGGCGUCGUCGGCCGGCGACGGUCUGGAGAAGACGGAGGAAUAAUUUGUACAUAAAGCGAUAAUGGAAUAGGACCGCGGUUCUAUUUUGUUGGUUGACGGAACUCGGAAUAUAAUGAUUAAUAGGAACAGACGCGGACAUUGGUUCAGUUUUGUUCGUUGGCGGAAUUCGGGUUGAUGAUUAACAGAAACAGACGGGUGGUAUUCGUAUUUUGGAUUGCGGCGUUAGAGGUGAAAUUGGAGCGUUGCAAGACGAAUGUAUAUUUGUGAUUUCGGGAGACCCAUGACGUGAUGCUACCAAAGAAAGUGAAGCCCUGCCUUUUCGUGGAGACGUGAUGCAGUCUGCGUGUUUAGUGAUCGCCGUGUGAAUAUGCGCUUGUGUGCUUUGUCCCGUGCAACGUUCAGACAGUUAAGUUAUUUUUUUCGCAGUUUAUUUUCUCAUCGCAGUUUUCGUUGAUUAAAGUUGCAGUGUGCG
Paramacrobiotus metropolitanus is the source of this 4898-nucleotide messenger RNA. Its product is annotated as patatin-like phospholipase domain-containing protein 7. Gene Ontology annotation, molecular function: phosphatidylcholine lysophospholipase A1 activity. The coding region runs from base 324 to 4469 and encodes 1381 amino acids. Gene Ontology annotation, biological process: phosphatidylcholine metabolic process. The transcript is spliced from 17 exons. Gene Ontology annotation, cellular component: endoplasmic reticulum. Lineage: Eukaryota; Metazoa; Tardigrada; Eutardigrada; Parachela; Macrobiotidae. The record is from RefSeq and is a predicted model, not a curated record.